Molecule: messenger RNA, 918 nt
Organism: Melampsora larici-populina 98AG31
Lineage: Eukaryota; Fungi; Basidiomycota; Pucciniomycetes; Pucciniales; Melampsoraceae
Exons: 2
Coding region: 1-918 (305 amino acids)
Source: RefSeq, a predicted model, not a curated record
AUGAUGCUGAAUCAAGGAAAGCUUUCGAUCGUUUUUUUGCUCCUCAAGGGUUUUUGUGACGCAUUCGCCGCAGGGGAAAAUGAAGGCGAGGCUUUACAAAGCAUGAGUGGCAGGAUACUUAAUUUUGAUCUCAAUGCACCGCCGCCACCAGACAUAGACGAAACAAAAAUAGAGACGAAUGCGAUGAAAGAUCCGAUUCAUAAUCGUCACGACAAAAGUGUUAGUCUAAAUGCAGGACUGGAACAUAUCACUGCCCAAAAUUCAAGCCCAAUACCUCGACCAUCUGUCCGGACUUCUGAUUUCAAAAUGUGUGACCAAAGGUCAAACCAACCACAAGCUGGCAUGGAAGAAAAAAAAUCUGGCGGUCCUGAUAUCUCAAAUUCAUGCAGAAUCCCCGCCCGCGAAGCCAAGACACGCUUGUUAACAGAACUCUAUGAAUCAGAGGAAGUUUGGGGUAAGAGUGUUCCCGGGUCAAAACGUAUGAGGAUUUGUUCCGAGGGAUUGUCUUCCGAAAUGUUUGAAAUUUCAUCAAGUGACAAUUUGAAGACGAGUCAGCCUGGAACAAGCCCGGGGAGAUCUGCGAAAAGUACUACGGAAAUGCAUUCUCCUCAAGGCGUGACUGAACUUCAGGAUUCUAUCUCAAAUCAUAUCCCCAGUCGUGUCCGAGAGUCAAACAGAAAGUAUCCUCAGAUCUUUGUAUCAGAAGACUUGGACAAAGAUGCUUUGCCACCCAAGGAGUUAAAGCAAGAGUUGCCUCAUAAACUUCUUGCUUUGACUGCUAGCACGAGCAGUCCCGCAAGUCUCGAAAGACCGUCAAUUUUUGAGAUCAAGACCCGGAUGGGUUUGCAAGAGGAGUUGACAGAGCCUGAUUGGGACUGCUCUGAAACUCAAGACACUGGUGCUCUAUAUACAUCAUGA